ACGAACUACUCCGCGCGAGCUGUCCGUCGGUGAUCAAAAAUACAAAUAAUUGUUAUAAACAAGGAAACGACGACGACAAAAUAACAAUAAUAUUAUUAUCGUUGUCCGCGAGUUUUUCAAGUGUUUUCCGAUAUUGUGCAGUUUUAUUUUUUUAAUUUUUUUUUUCGUGUCUCAACCACGCCGAAGUUUUAAAUAUAAUUGUUCUUUUAUUCGUUUUUGCUUUGCUCGCGUCUCUUUCAGUUUGCUCUUGUACACAUUAUAUUUUCCCGUUGUCGAUUCGUUCGUUUUUGAAAACAAAAUUAAAAUAAUAAUUCUCGUUAUCUUUUCUCCUAUUUCGACGUCUAUCCGCGAUAUAAAGGUACUGCAGCCUACAUGAUAACAGACGCUUUGGAUUCCGUCGUUUCGUCCAUAGCAUGGAAUUGUCCUCGGUGAAUUGUUCGCCCCGAGAUCAAAUCGUUCCCGACUCUUGUAACGGCAAUAAUUGGGCGAACGAACAGUUGGACUUUAAUUGGCAAAUGCAGUUUCUAAAUACAUUACUCUAUGGAUGCGACAAACUGGAAGCGAAGGCAGAGGAGAAGCGGAUGGGCACCGGCAUGGAUCAUAAAUCUACUUGGUACUGCAACGCGCCGAACAAGACACCCGACUUCGAUUCGAUGCUUCAAGGACUGAUGGUAGAAGACCAGCACGUCAUCAAGUCCAGAAAUGAGCCGGUCUUGUGCGACUUCUUCGAGACAGCCGGCAUAGGUGCGCGAACCGUACAGGACUCGAUCCUUCAGAAUGGUCAUCAUCCUGAUGAAUCUCAAGAGCCUCCGUGGUUCGAGAUGAACGAAGUGGUGGACCCGCAAAUGUUCUCCACACUCGACGACCAAUCGCUGCAGGUUACCCACGUCAAAGUGGAAGCACCGGAAGCCAACAGUCCCGAAUACCAGUCGGUGGCCAGCCCAGGGCUGUACACACCGUCUUAUCUGCAUGUUCACUAUCACCACCACGACCACCAUCACCAACAGCAUCACCACCACCACGGUUACUUCCCACGUGUGGCACCUAUGACGCCUCCCAUCUCCGAACCAGGUUCUCCCGGUAAACGGCGGACGCCACCGCCACCGUAUCCCACACCCCGUUGUAACGCCAUCCAAAGAUCGAUGAAGUUCAACAGACGAAACAACCCGGAUUUGGAAAGGAGACGGACUCAUCAUUGUAAUUUUGGCGGUUGCAACAAAGGAUACACUAAAAGCUCUCACCUAAAAGCCCACCAAAGAAUACACACAGGUGAAAAACCGUACCGGUGCACGUGGUCGGCGUGCGAGUGGAGUUUCGCGCGGUCGGACGAGCUGACCAGACACUACCGGAAGCACACGGGCGACAAACCGUUCCGGUGCGAGGUGUGCGAACGGUGUUUCGCCCGGUCCGAUCAUCUGGCGCUGCACAAGAAACGCCAUCAGCCCAAGAACGCGGCGGCAGUGGUAGCGCAGCAUCAACAGCUGAUGGACCAUCCGUCGUCCAAAGUCGAUCAACAGCAGAAACAACAGCACCAGCAGCACCAACAGCACCAGCAGCAGCAGUUGAUGAUGUUAAAUGGCGGCGGAAUGGUGCCCGUGCCAAAGUCCGGCGGCGAGUACAUGGUCGACGGCCAGCAGCAGUCUCCGGUCUGCCGGCAAAUGGUUCCGGCCUUGUGAUUGUCAUCGGUCAACGCGCGCGCGCUCGCAACACGUAAUAAUAAUAGUAAUAACAAUAAUAAUAAUGUGUGAUAUUAUGUCAUUAUUUAAUAAUAUUAUUAAUUAUUGUAUUACCAGCUAUAUAUUAUAAUAUAAUGUUAUAUUGCAUUAUUCUUGACCUCAGGAGGUGGUCGGGGUGGGGGGGAGUAGUGUCGAUGMGCGGGAGCGAUCGGGAGGAAACGGGCGACACCGAGAAAUGGUGAGGAGUUUGUGGGGAAUUUUUGUGAGUUUUUAAAUAAAUUUUCGUGGUAUUUCUGCACACGGAAACAAGCGYCUGCUGUUGAAGUUGACCUGUAGGAAUUCGGUCGUCGGCCGUCGCCGCCGCACAAUGACACCUUAACGAACGACUAUUGUGCGCUAGAGAAAAUAAUAAUAGUAAUAAUAAUAAUAAUAAUAAUAUAUCAUACAACUAUCGCGCAUGCAUAUUAUUAUGUGUACAUGCGUGUGCGCCAUUCGAAAAUGGAUGAAAAAACAAAAAGAACGGAUAAGUGACGGACAAACGACCGCGACCUCGCCGCCAUUUCGGGUCAAACCGCGUAAGUACGUCGACGUGUGUAAUAUCAUCGGUUCUCCUGUAAAGCAAACAUUGGACAGCGGCAACAAAUAAUAUUAAUAAUAAUAAUAAUAAUAAUAUGGUACCUGCAGUAUAAUAAUAAUAAUAUAAUACAGCAGUUUGUAGUAGCCCACACGCGCGCGAACUCCGCGCACACUAUUAAUAAAUAAUACGCAUUAUUAUACAAUAAUGAAAUCUAUCGUUUCUCGCCUUUUUUUACCUCUCGUCCGUUAUUAUUAUUAUUAUUUAUUUAUUUAUUAUUAUUAUUUUCAUUUUUUUUAAUCGUCUGCGGUCGUGUGAUUAAUGAUCCGGUCAUGUCCCCCGGCUGCGUCGCGCGCACAAUACUAGGCUGAUUAACGGAAUGAUUGACCCGAUUCCCCGCUGCAGAUCCCCCGAGGGGUCCCGCGCCUCCCCUCACGCCGACACUCGCCCUUCAUUGUACUAUUUUUUUUUCGCGAUUCUUAGCCUAAAUUUCUCGACGACACCUAUAUCAUACUUGUAUAUAUUAUAUAUUAGGUGUCCUCCGCCCAUAUCGACAAAACUGACAACACUCACUAAUAUAUUAUUAUAAUAAUAUAAUCGGUGUGUAUUUAUAUUAUAUAUAUUUAUAUACAACAUUACAGUACCUACCUAAACGACUCGUAUGUGUGUAUGAGUACAGUGUUCACAGUCGGUAAUAAUUCUCGGACAAGAAACAUWAAUGUUCCGUCGUUUUUAUUUUAACUUAAAACUGACGCGAAGUCAUGAAAAUAAUAUUCACUGUCCUCGAAUUKCAUCGCGACCAAUAUGUUCCAAUUUUUUUCCAUUUUACCGGAAUGUCGAUAACCACUAUCGUACGCUAGUGCGCCAGUGACCGCCGCCGGUUAAUCAAAAUAUAUAUUAUAUAGRWWACUAGUAACGUUAAUUUUAGAUUUAAAUUUUAAAUUUUAUACUAUUAUAAAAUAUACAUUUGCUAUAAUUAGAAUUACGAAUUUAAUGAUACGUGUACAUAAUAUAGUCGAUAGUGAAACACAUUUCCUCGUAUAUAUAUGAACAACAAUUAUUAUUACUAUUGUAUAARAAUACUUAGUGGGAUAAAAAAUGUAUAAUAUUUUUGUUAUUUUGUUAAAGUUUUUGUAAACACGUCCUAAUUAAUUAGAGAUGCAUAUAUAAAAAAUGUUUACGUUUAAUAUUAUUUAUUUCAAAAUCUCUUUCUUUUAAAUAUAUAUAUUAUCUAAUACAUCUUAUUGUCAUUUUAGUUUAACGGUAUAUAAAUAUAUGUUUAACUAAAUAAUCCAUUUAUACYAUUCAUCUCAGAAAUCACUUAAAUAUAGUUAUGAUGCACAUGACUUUAAUCAUUUUAUUCUUCUCAUUGCGUAAGAGGAUAAACCAAAGAUUGCUUACAGACGUUGUUGUAUUUUUGGUUUCGCCACUGAUAAACUGUACCUUUAUGUAAACCCGUUUGAUCACCUCAUUAUUGUUUUAUACAGAAAAUAUAUAAUAGUAUAAUUAUUAUAAUCCUAACCAUUUUAUCAUGUUAUAAGCUUUCGAGCAUAAAAUCAAAAUAUUUUUUGUUUAAAGCGUGUAAAUCGCUUGAUCUCAUUAAAACCAAAACGAGUGAUAUAAAAAACGGAUUUAAGCAAAUUUUUGUACGUAUCAAUAUCAUAAUAAUUAACUACCUWUAUAAUAUAUUAUUUUUUGUCGCGUUUUUAAUGUUGAUUUUUCACCACACCCACAAUUUGCUUUUAAUAAUUUAAUUUAUGUUAUACAUAUUAGUAGGUAUACUUUAAUAAUAUUUAACAUUUUGCCAGUGACAUAGCGGAUUACAAACAUUAACGGCAUUACGUUUAGAAAUUGUACAAAAUAUGAAUUUAAGUUGUCUAAAUUAUUUUGUUAGAAUUAAUUUUUUAUGAUCAUUAUUUGUUUUUUUUUAAAUUUGUUAAGAUACUGUCCGAGGGUCUUAUCCACCUUCGAUAUACCUAUUUAUCAAAUAUUAUUAAAAUCUAUUUUGUUCUUA
Messenger RNA from Diuraphis noxia (Russian wheat aphid), 4264 nucleotides. RefSeq lists its product as uncharacterized. Lineage: Eukaryota; Metazoa; Arthropoda; Insecta; Hemiptera; Aphididae. Gene Ontology annotation, biological process: regulation of transcription by RNA polymerase II. The record is from RefSeq and is a predicted model, not a curated record. Gene Ontology annotation, molecular function: RNA polymerase II cis-regulatory region sequence-specific DNA binding; DNA-binding transcription factor activity, RNA polymerase II-specific.